Molecule: messenger RNA, 1458 nt
Organism: Dreissena polymorpha
Lineage: Eukaryota; Metazoa; Mollusca; Bivalvia; Myida; Dreissenidae
Product: heat shock 70 kDa protein 12B-like
Exons: 6
Coding region: 365-910 (181 amino acids)
Source: RefSeq, a predicted model, not a curated record
UCAACGUUUAUUAGAGACUUACAGACCAAAUAGACUAAAUAUUUUGUCUGAACACGCAUGAACUUUGUUUCGUUAAGACGUAUGCUCUUACAGUACAUAAAGCGUUUUUGAUACACUUUUAACUUCCUGUUCCUAAUUCGAUAUGAAAACUACGUUUAAAUCGAAAGUUCCUGUUCCUAAUUCGAUAUGAAAACUACGUUAAAAUCGAAAGUACGUGGAUACUGAUUCAAUUAAAUAUAUGUUUAAAUGUAAAUCGAUGACUGAGAAGAAUAUGAUUGCGUAAAUGGAUGAUAAUAGAUAAUUAAAAGGUGGGAUUUUCUAAUUUUAUUUUUUUUCAGUUGGACUCAUAAGUCGGGAUUGUAAAAUGUCCAAACGACUUGUAGUGGCAGCUAUUGACUUCGGUACUACUUAUUCAGGAUAUGCGUACUCUUUCCUUGACGAAUUCAAACGAGACCCCUUAAAGAUCUAUGCCAACAGUGAUUGGAGCGAUGGAAUCACAAUGGUCACUACAAAGGCGCCGACCGUGGUUUUGUUUGACAAAAGGGGCACAUUCCAUGCUUUUGGUUAUGAAGCGGAAACAAAGUACAACGAACUUGCAGGCAAGGAGGAUCAUGAUGGAUGGAAAUACUUCCGAAGGUUUAAGAUGGAACUGUAUGAAAAGAAAAUUAGAAAAAACACCAAAAUAAAAGAUGCGCAAGAUAACGCAAUGGCGGCCAUUGACGUUUUUGCCUCGGCGAUUGGUUUUCUCAAGGACCACCUGUUGAGCCGCUUGCGUCAAAGGGACACUGGGUUCAGAGACACGGACAUUGACUGGGUGCUCACUGUACCGGCAAUCUGGGACGAUUCUGCAAAACAGUUUAUGACCAUGGCUGCAAGACAGGAGUUCCAUUGUCCGCUUAUAAGAAUAUGAAACCUUGCAUGACGUAAUGGUGGACCGUGUAGCUCCUAAUCUGACUGUGCGAAUGGCAUAAGAACCAUUUUCGCAUGACGCGGCUUAUAUCAAUCACUGAUGCACCAGCAGUCAAGACAUCAUGGCGAUGGAUUCAACACAACAUAAACCACAGAAACUCGAAACACAAUACAUGUGUUACAGUGUACUAUGUAGUCACCAAAAAGAUUGUCGCACGAAAAGUUUGGUUCGCAAGAAACAUCCUUAAAUCUACUACAGUAUAACUGUAUUAUUUUGCGUAACACUAUUAAGCGCGAUUACACGUUUCUGUAUUACACUUCAACACCGUUAUUUCGAAGUCGUCGGGACCGUAAACAAAACUUCGGAUUAACGAUUUUUCGAAAUAAACAUUUGACAGAAGACUUCUUUCUCUGUACAAAUAAAACGUUGUGGAAUUCGCAUGGUUCGAUUACACGCUAAUAUUUAUAAUGGUUUUACUUAAAAACGUAAACUAGUCAGAUAGCAAUAGAUUUCUAUUUGUAACAAACGGAGGAAUAAAACGAUUCUUU